Molecule: messenger RNA, 435 nt
Organism: Cynara cardunculus var. scolymus (artichoke)
Lineage: Eukaryota; Viridiplantae; Streptophyta; Magnoliopsida; Asterales; Asteraceae
Exons: 1
Coding region: 1-435 (144 amino acids)
Source: RefSeq, a predicted model, not a curated record
AUGGCUCCUGGUUCAAAACUACAUGCUGAUCCUUCGAAUAAAGCAGUAGAUCAGAAAACCGACCAAGGCAUGAGUGGUUCUUUGAUGAAUUUAACUUAUUGUAGACCUGAUAUUAUUUUCCGAACACAUCUUUGUGCUAUAUCAGACAAAUCCAAAAGAGUCCAUCUUAGUGCAGUUAAACAUAUUUUUUGUUAUCUUAAAGGGAGUGCUAAUCUAGGACUUUGGUAUCCUAAAGGUAUUGGUUUUGAAUUGACUGCUUACUCAAAUACAAAUUAUGCAGGGUGUAUGUUGGACAGGAAAUUCACUUCGGGUCAUGUUCAAUUCUUAAGAGAUAAACUGGUAAGUUGGGCAUCAAAGAAGCAAAAUUAUGUGUCCACUUCUACUGCUGAAGUAGAAUACGUAGCUGCUGCUAGCUGUUGUUCUCAAGUUAUCUAG